UCCCGUGCCUUAGCGUAAAGAACAUAGGCAGGAUGCAUCCAAAGAAGCCUAUCAACACGACUGAGCAUCCUUCCUGGCGUGUCUUCGACCUAUCGUUUGCCUUCGAGAGUAGUAUCAGCCAUGUUGCAUGAUGAUUCGGCCCCCAAAAACUCCAGCCCUGCUACAAGCCAUUUGAGUUUGAGAAUUCCUUUAUAAGCUGUCCUCUCCCGAAUCGCCUCUUCAUGCUACAACCCAAAAUAAAUCAUGUAUCGAAGAGUAGAAACUCGGGACGGCGAACAUCGUCCCAAGAGUCGCGAUGUCAGUCCCGUUCCAUCCGAUCACCGGACCCCUCCAGAAUAUGCGACAAUCAUGGAAGGAAUAGGCGGGGAAGACUUGCAUUUAUCGUUGAGCACACCCGCUGAAGCUAGAGAGAUUCAUAACCGAACUGAACACCCAAUACAUGCUAAUGCUGGAAACGCCGGAAAAUCAACAGAUUCACCGAGUCUGAAAGAGGAAGGAGCGUCUGCGCAGAAUGAAUGGACACCGGGAGUCUGGGUGCGCAUGCCAUGGCUAGGCUUGAUGGCUAUACUUGGAAACAUUUCUUGUAUACUAGCGUUUGUUGUGAUACUCGUCUGCAGCAAUAACUCGGAGGUUAAAAAUUGGAAUACGAAUUUACAGCCAUCCGUUUGGCUUUCCGCUGCGUCGACACUCGCCAACCUAUCUCUUGGACUUGCACUGGCAGAAGGGCUGAAUAUUGUUUUCUGGAGAGAGGCCAUCAGAGGAUCCAGUCUCAACGAUCUCAAUACGUAUGCCAGCGGUGGUUCACUGAUCGGAGCCCUAUUAUCCUUUUACGGAGGCAACAAAAACAAGAAAACGUUAGCUGUCAUUGCAGGGAUCGCCUUGACCACACUUUCAACCUUUCGAGGACCGGUCAUCCAGAGAGCCUCCGUAGUAUCCUUCACAACCAUCGAAACUUCGGGAAAUAUGACUCUGAAUGUUGCGCAAUACUUGGAGGUGAGAGAAGAACCACUCGGAGUUACGACUGGAAGCUCCAUCGACACUACAGAUGCCACGAUAUCGUACGUCACCUCGAACUUCUCGGAAAUUGCACUAAAUUUCACCAAUCGUCAAGGUGUCUACAUCGAUGCUCCUGAUUGUGGAGACAAUUGUACUACAACAGUUCAGGGAUUCGGGUUCAAACCUACUUGCAUUUUCAACAACGCUUCCUUCGAUGGUCAAAAUUCCAGUAUCGGCUCGGCCGGUGUUAUCGUCUUCGAGUCAGCCGUGAAUUACCGCUACAACUUGAGCUCAUCAGAUGUACUGCCCAACACACAAUUCAUUCUGAAUUCAACGUUCCUCGAGGGCGGACUUCAAAGCGACGUUCUUCCUACUCAAAUUUGCACCCUGGAUGUAGCGAUCGUCGAGUAUUCGGUAUUCAUCAGUGGCAACACUGUCCAAAUGAUCUCUACUACGGUUUACGAUCCCUAUCUCCCAAGCAGCUUGUCGUACAUACCUGCCGGAUUCGCCACGUCGUAUCUCGACGGUAGCUCUGAGUCUGGCAAAUCGGGCACCAUCACUGCUGUAGGAAGUAUCGUUGCAGGGUUCGCGUACUACCUCGAUUCGCUAUUCGCCUCUUCGAGCGUUCUCUCGUUCCAAAGUUUUGGAGAAACUUUUGAGGACUUGCAGAACGGGAAUUGGUCCCUACAAUCCAUUGGGAUAAAUGCAAAUCAGUACAUGUCCCUGGGCACGGGAUGGACGAUCACUGACAACACCACUUGGUCAAACCCCAUGUCCGACAUGUUGAAUCAGACUCAGGAGUUGGCAUUUCGAGUUGCAGUGCAGACUGCCAUCAAUAACCCAGACCCAUCACACGCGCAAAUGGUUCCCUACACUGGCCAAAGAACGAUCACUGUGUAUAAAUCGGAUUAUACUGUUAUGGGCAUUGCGAUACUGAUCAAUUUUCUGGGAUUGCUUUCGGUGUUAAUGCUCUAUCAUGGUUGGUGGGAUUUAGGACGAAGAACAAGUCUGAGCGUCUUAGAGACAGCCAAAGCGUUUGGAGCGCCGUUGUUAAGGGAUUCAGAUGACAACGCUACAGCAAAGCAAAUUCUGUCAAAAAUUGGGAAGACAAGGAUCAUGUAUGGGGAAGUCACAUCGGCGAGGUCAUCUGGGGAGUUUCUCAUUCCAAGGAAAGGGAUUAGGAGUAGGUUGCAGAUGGUGGAGGAGGAAAGAGGGAGGAGGCCUAGUCUAGGGACGGUAUUUGGCUGAUGCGGGGACUUUUUGAUAUUUUUAUCAUUUGAAGGUUAUAGUAAUCUAUUCACAAACACUCAUUCGCUCGUGGAAUGAUGUAUAUCUCGUUCGAUGCUAAC
Messenger RNA from Mollisia scopiformis, 2345 nucleotides. RefSeq lists its product as uncharacterized. The transcript has 5 exons. Lineage: Eukaryota; Fungi; Ascomycota; Leotiomycetes; Helotiales; Mollisiaceae. The record is from RefSeq and is a predicted model, not a curated record. Bases 244 to 2244 code for a protein of 666 amino acids.